Messenger RNA from Micromonas pusilla CCMP1545, 932 nucleotides. RefSeq lists its product as uncharacterized. Lineage: Eukaryota; Viridiplantae; Chlorophyta; Mamiellophyceae; Mamiellales; Mamiellaceae. The record is from RefSeq and is a predicted model, not a curated record. Gene Ontology annotation, molecular function: glutathione transferase activity. The transcript has a single exon. Gene Ontology annotation, cellular component: cytoplasm. Bases 57 to 932 code for a protein of 291 amino acids.
GCGCGCGGAGACGACCGCCCGUGGACUGCGACCCGCCCCGCCCGCGUCGCGUCGUCAUGGCAUCCACGGCCGCGAGAGCGGCGAAGCCGCACCUGCACUACAUGUCCGCGUGGUUCUGCCCGUUCGCGCAUCGCGCGACGCUCGCGCUGGAACAUCACGCCGAGCACCUGACGUACAAGUGGUACGAGGCGCUGGGGUGGGAGCAGCGCGCGGCGACGGACGACAUCGGCGUUUCACACGAGAACUGGUACCACUACAAAGCCCCGGAGCUCCUGAAGCACAACCCGCUCGGGAUGGUCCCGACGCUCAUCGAGGACGCGACGUACUCCGGCGUCGUCCCCGCGGGCGAGACGCCGAGACCUCCGGUGCGCGAGUCGCUCGUCGCGAUCGAGUUUAUCGACGAGCUCGUGCGCGGCGGCGACGCGCCCAUCAUGCCGUCGUGCCCGUACGAGCGCGCGGAAUCGCGCGUCGCCGCGGACGUCGUGAAUAAGAGCAUCUGCAGCAGGUACUACCACGUCUUGGUUCGCCAGGACGAGUCGGAGCAGCGAGACGGGUUCGAGAAGAUGGUCGAGGCGAUAUCGAGCUUCGGCGACGGGCUCGCGGGCGGCCCGUUCCACGGCGGACGUGACACCCCAGGGCUCGUGGACUACGCGCUGUUCCCGUGGGCGCACCGCCUCCCCGUGCUGGAGUUCUACCGCGGCCUGGAGUAUACGAUACCGGCGAACACGGACGGCCUGCGCGCGUAUCACGCGUGGUUGCGAACGAUGCGCGAGCGGCCGGCGGUGGCGAAGACGCUCCCGGACUGGGACGAUUACCUCGCGCACAUCGGGCGGUACGCGGACGGGAGCGCGCGGUCGAAGGUGGCGAACGCGGUCAGGGACGGGCGGGACGCGCAUCAGUACGACGACGAGAAGGACGACACGAGUCACUGA